AUGGAUCUCGUCGUCGGCGCCUCAAACAACGCCGUGAAAUCGCUGGUGAACAAGCUCGGGAGCCUCCUCGCGCAGGAGUACACCCUGAUCCGUGGCGUCCGUGAUGACAUCCAGUACAUCACCGACGAGCUGGCCAGCAUGCAGGCCUUCCUCAACAAGAUUAAGCGGGUGGGCGACCAUGACGAGCAGCGCCUGGACUGGAUGAAGCAGGUCCGGGAGGUGUCCUACGACAUCGAGGACUGUGUGGACGACGUCGACCACCGCCUCAGCAGCGAGCCCCGUGGGAGCGGAGCGCUGGUGUAUCUCCGGAAGAAGUGGUAUCUGCUCACCACGCUGUACGCGCGCCACUGCAUCGCCACGGAGAUCGGCAACCUCAAGGCCCGGGCGCAGCACGUCAGCGAGCGGCGCACCAGGUACGGCGUGGAGAACACGGGAAACGUCGAAAACACGGGAGCCAAUGAUCCCCAAGACCGUCUAGUGCCUCCUCCCCAGCUCUUCGGCACCAAGGAGCCGGUGGGCUUGGAGGAUGCCAUGAAGGAGCUAGAGCCAUGGUUCUCCAAUGGGAGCCAGCAAAGCACCGGUAAUCAGCUCAGAUUCCUUGCCAUUUUUGGGUCUGGUGGCCUAGGCAAGACCACUCUUGCCAUGGCGCUUUACCGCAAGUUCGGAGACGAUUUCGGUUGCAGAGCAUCCGUGCUUGCCUCCCAGAAGUUCAAUCUCCGAACAGUUUUGGGAAGGCUUAUAAAGACAUUCCAAGAGCAGCAGUCCGGUGCAUCAAUGGAAGAGAUCGAGGAAACUGACAAAUUGGGAGAAGAGGAUCUUAAAAGUAAACUGGACAAUCUACUAAAGAAGAAGAGAAAUGGCCGUUCCUACGAGCACAAGCCACUCCUUGAAGAAAGUUCCUACAACCUGUUUCUUGAAACAAUCUCUGGUGCUGUUAUUGAUGAUCUUUGUAUUACAAGACCCAUUAAUAGUCCGAUGAUCAUGAAAGCGUGCAGAGGUCUGCCAUUAGCCAUCAUCGUAGUAGCAGGUCUUAUGGCUAGUAAACUGAAGGAAAACCAAGAGUCAAACCUGGACAGCCUGUUGGAAAAGGUUGACAAAGAACUAAGUGCAGUUCAUGCAGUUCUGGGGAACAAUCUCACUACGGAAGGAGUGACACGGAUACUUGACCAAUGCUACAAAGAUUUGCCAGCUGAUCUGAAAACGUGCUUGCUGUACUUGAGCAUGUUUCCCAAGGGUUGCUUGAUCAAUAGAAAGUGCCUCCUCAGAAGAUGGAUAGCCGAAGGGUUCGUUGUCGAGAAGGACAGGAAGACCGUCGAGGAAGUUGCUGAGCACUGUUUCAGUGAACUCAUUGACAGGAACUUGGUCCGUCCGGUCAACAACAGCAGCAACGGCAAGGUGAAGAGCUGUCAGAUUCAUGACAUGGUUCUGGAGUACAUUGUUGCCAAGUCAAGCGACGAGAAUUUCAUCACUGUGUUUGGUGGUCACUGGCAAACGCCAUUUCCGAGCUACAAGGUGCGUCGUCUGUCCGUUCAGAGGAGUGAUGGGAAAGAGAGUGAAAAGGUAGGGAGGAUGAGACUGUCCCACGUCAGAUCCUUAACGGCACUAGGGAGUUUGAGAGCGCUUCAUUCUACUUUGCACAAGUUUCAGAUACUGCAGGUGCUAGAUCUUGAAGGCUGCAAGGAUUUGUCAUACAAGCAACUCAAGAAAAUAUGUAAAAUGCACCAGCUGAAGUACCUGAGCUUACGCCAGACGGACGUAAAGGAGGUCCCGACCAAAAUUGGCCGGCUGGAAUCUCUCGAAGUACUUGACAUAAGGGAGACGAGCAUCACAAAAUUGUCUGAGUCAGUUGAUAAGCUUCAGAGAAUGGAGCACCUACUUGCUGGCAAUAAGAACAAGCGGCAUGCAUUGAAAUUAACUGAAGCAAUCACAAAGAUGACGGCUUUACAGACACUAUCUGGGGUUGAGAUCUGUACUGAUUUAGCAACUGAAGUGCUUAGAGACUUGCAGAAACUUACCAACCUGAGGAAAUUCACCAUUUAUAAGGUUAGUUGUACCUCGAGCAAUUUUGAGUUAUUGCUGUCUGCCAUUGAGCAUCUGAGCAGUUGCUCCCUCAAGUAUCUUGCAAUUGAUGAUGAUUUCACUGGAUUCCUUGACACCUCACUGAAUGCUUCACAAGCCCCACCAGAGCACCUGCACACCCUUGGGCUCUCUGGCAAGUUGUCUCAAGUGCCCGAGUGGAUUGUCAGUCUGCACAAUCUUGAGAAGCUAACCUUGUCGUUAACUUCACUCACGACGGAUGCUCUGGUGGUUCUUGCCAUGCUGCCCGAGCUGUUUUCUCUCAUUUUCUCACUCGACUCAACCAGGAACAAUGCAACACCUGUGCUGCCACCUCUGAGCUUCCUGGAAGGGGCAAUGCCGGUGCUUCAGAGGAUUGAGCUAAGGUUCAUAAUGGUGGAGGGUGUCUAUGACCUGGAAAAUCUUUCAAGUAUCCAACAGGUAGUGCUUACUGUCAGCAGUCAGGCGCCUAAAGAUGCCAAGGAAAAGGCACACCAAGUCAAGGAACUAGCAAGCAAGAUUCAUGGGAAGAGUAAUGCUCUCAGUGUGGUUCUCGAUGAGUACAACGAAUCAACAGAACCGAAGUAG
Messenger RNA from Miscanthus lutarioriparius, 2643 nucleotides. Lineage: Eukaryota; Viridiplantae; Streptophyta; Magnoliopsida; Poales; Poaceae. The record is from the annotation of a GenBank genome assembly.